AUGGGGCUGAGGCUGUGGGGCAUCAAAGGGGCACGGCAGUGGCCACAGCCCACAGAACCCCUGGCUGAGAGGAGUAGCUGUGAGGUGGAAACCCUGCAAGGAUCUCCUGGAAGCAGCCCUGAGUGGAAAAGGGGCCGGUCCGGAGCCGAGAAGGAGGAGAAGAGGGUGGGUCGUUCUGUCUCCUGUCAGCCUCCUCUCAGCCUGCCUGGCAGCGCAGGCAGCAGCUGCAGGCAGCAGGGCUUUCCUCUCACCAUGAUCUUUUGGCUGUGGCUCUGCUGGGGUUUCUCCACCUCAGCAGGGCAGCCUGACUCGGAGCUGAUGGCAAGGUACUUGGAGGAGAAGCUGAUGGCAGACUACAGCAUCAUGGAACAAGUCAUACGCCGUGUUCCAAGACAGGCCAAAUUUUUGCAGAGGCUGGAAACCAGACCUCGGAUGUCGGAGUUCGCGGUGAGAUCCACCAUCAUCUCUCGCUACGCCUUCACCACCGUGUCCUGCACCAUGGUCAACAGCGGGUCUGAGGCACGUGAGGCUGUGUUUGAGAUGCAGAUCCCAGCUGCAGCCUUCAUCUCCAACUUUACCAUGAGCAUUGGCAACAAGACUUACUAUGGAGAGGUCACAGGGAAAGAAAAGAAACAUAGCAGCGAUGACAGAGAGAAGCCCAAGAAACCUCCAAGCCCCACAGAUGGAAGGGAGAAUGGCUAUGAGACAUUCAAAGCUUCUGUCUUCAUUCCUCGCAAGAUGCAGGCCAGAUUCCUGCUGCAUUAUGAAGAGCUUUUGCAAAGGCGACUGGGGAAAUACGAGUAUACAGUCAGUAUCCGGCCCCAGCAGCUGGUGGGGAGGUUACGAGUGGAGGUGAACAUCCUGGAGAACUCAGGCAUAGUGUCACUGGAAGUGCCUCCUCUCCGAAACAGCAAGCAUAAAGGCAAUGGGAGAGUUGAAGGUGAUGUUUCUCCUCCUCCUUCUACUGUAAUUGGGCAUACCAAAACCUUAGCUAAAGUUACUUUCAAUCCCAGUGUGGUCGAGCAAACCAGGAUCGCCCGAAAUGGCAUUUUGGGAGACUUCAUAAUUAGAUAUGAUGUCAACAGGGAGCUGAGUGUUGGGGAUGUUCAGAUUCUUAAUGGAUAUUUCGUGCACUACUUUGCCCCCACGGAUCUUCCUCCCUUGCCGAAGAACGUUGUAUUUGUGCUUGACAGCAGUGCUUCCAUGGUGGGAACAAAACUGAAACAGACCAAAGAAGCUCUCUUCACGAUCCUCCAAGACUUAAGGCCUGAAGAUCACUUCAAUAUCAUUGGCUUUUCCAACCGAAUAAAGGUCUGGCAGCAGGACCAGUUGGUGCCAGUUACUCCAAAUAACAUAAGAGAUGCCAAAAAGUACAUUCACAACAUGUCACCUACUGGAGGGACUAACAUUAAUGGUGCUCUGCAGACUGGUGCAAAGCUGCUGAAUGAUUACAUUGCUCAGAACGAUAUUGAUGCCAGAAGCGUCUCUCUGAUCAUCUUCCUCACGGAUGGGAGGCCUACUGUUGGGGAAACACAGUCAUCCAAAAUCCUCAGCAACAUCAAGGAUGCCAUCCAUGAUAAAUUCUGCCUCUUCACCAUUGGCAUUGGCAAUGAUGUGGAUCACAAGCUGCUGGAGAGGAUGGCAUUGGAGAACUGUGGCAUGACGAGGCAUUUCCAGGAGGAUGAGGAUGCAGCCAGCCACCUCAAAGGGUUCUAUGAUGAAAUAGGAACACCUCUUCUCUCUGACAUCCGUGUUGAUUACCCUGAAGACAAUGUGGAGGAAGUCACCCAGAACUUCUUCCCCAACUACUUCAAUGGCUCUGAAAUCAUAAUAGCUGGCAAACUCAUCAACCGCACCUCGGACAGUCUUCACGUGGAGGUGACUGCUAGCAACUCCAAGAAGUACAUCCUCCUCAAAACAGAUGUGGCUAUCGACCUGCCGAGCAGGAAUGACAUCAGAGGCAUCCCUGGCCUGGAAGAUGGCAAAGGUGAUAAUAAUUACAUCGAGAGGGCAUGGAGUUACCUCACCAUCAAGGAAUUGCUUAACUCCCGGUUGAAGAGUGAUGACGAUCAGGAAAAGGAUCGUUUGAUGGAGAAAGCCAAGUCAAUGGCCCUGGCUUACAACUUUGUUACUCCCUUCACCGUUCUGAAGAUGAGAGAGGCUGGGCUCCAUUCAGAACUGCCUCAAGAGGAGUUUAUCAGCCCUUCUACUGAUGGCAUUGGUGAGAAGUUGCAGAGCUUGCAGGGACACAAGGCACCACCAGGUAUACACAGACAGCAAGACAAAGAAAGAAUUAAGAUCUCCAAAACUUCAGCGGAUGGAGACCCUCACUUUGUCAUUGACUUUCCCUCCAGCAAGUUCUCUGUCUGCUUCAAUAUCGACGGAGAACCAGGGGACAUUCUCCGGCUGGUUUCUGAUCAUAAGGAAUCUGGUGUAACUGUGAAUGGCCAAUUAAUUGGAGCUCCUGCACCACCGAACGGCCACAAGAAGCAUCGGACUUACUUCAGCACCAUCACCAUCCUUAACAAUAAGCCACAGAGAUCUUACCUAGAGAUCACACCCAAAAGAAUCAUCCUGGACGAUGGGGAAAGACUUAUCCUGUCCUGUGGUCGGAGCGCUGUCGUGCGGAGCAGCAACCUUGAGGUGUCCAUCUCUGCCAAUUCCAACAUCACAGUGACGAUACGAGACACAAUCAGCUUUGUCAUCCUCAUCCACCAUUACAAGAGGCCAGCCCCACAUCAGAGGCAUCACUUGGGGUUCUAUAUCUCCAACAGUAAAGGACUCUCUUCUGACUCCCAUGGGCUACUGGGUCAGUUCUUGAACCACGAAGUUAAACUUCUUCAGGAAUAUUUAAACACAAGUCAUCAGCAGGUUGGUCAGAACCAAACCGAAGCAUUCAAGUCAAACCCUACAAACACCCUGAAAGUGAAGGGUCGUCUGGUUCCUGUGGUGUGGAAGCAGAGGAGGAUCUACAACGGCCAGGAGGAAGUUGACUGCUGGUUUGCAAAAAACAACGCGGACAAACUGAUCGAUGGGAGCUACAAAGACUAUCUGGCUUCUCAUCCCUUCGACACAGGGACCAGCUUUGGGACAAAUAACAGCCUUUAAGGCCGACCAUAGCAAUGCAUUACAGCAGCAUGUGUGACAGCUGAAGCCUCUAGAGCUAGGCAGCUUAUGAAUAUUUCUUUACUGUUUUGGUGCCCUUGGAAAUCAGCUGUCUCUGUUUCAUGGUAGAUGAACAUUGAUCAUCAAACUCCUGAAGACAAGGAGGUUGGGGUUUUGGGGGGAAGGGUUGAGGACAUGGUUAAAGAUGGAGUCGGUGCUCUUCCAGAGGGAAGGAAGGGAAAAAUGGGCCAGCACUCAUAUCAAAUAGUGCAGAGAGCUGUUGGCCUUAAAAGAAACCCACACAGGGAUCUGUGCAAUACCCUCAGGGGCUGGUGGGUCACCAAGUGAGACAGGCACAGAUCAAACAGCUCAGUGCCUACCUAGAGAGAGAAGCUUGGGUGAUACACCUUGCAAAGAAGUGACUUGGAGCCCCUGCUCCAACCAUGGCCACUGAGGAAAAGAAGAGAGAGAGAGAUGAGAGGGGGGUGGAUACUCAUCUGCAGUGACCCAUUAGCAUCAAAGAAGUAACAAAUCAAACCCUUAAAUCAACAGGCCAAAAGAGGGCAUUGCUUUCUUGGCUAUUGAGAUGGUGUCUAGAUUUGCCACUAAGUAUGAUGUUCCCUGAAUCACUAAGGACCCUCAAAAUAGUGGUGAAAACCUUCCUGGGGGUUAUUGCUGUCUCAGUGCACAGGCUGCAUGCUUAAAAACCCACCUGUGGUCUUCAGCAGCAACAGGAGUGGUGCUGGCUCCCAUUCCAUGAAGCAGCUCGUGUAAAUAACGCUGCAGAUUUAGUGGUUUAGUCUUGACUCCCUUCAGAAAGAAACAAAGUUCCACUGUGAGCUUCCAACAAACCUCCCAGCUCCUUGAGCAGAGCACCACUUCUGCUUAGCACAGAUUUAAACUCUCUAAAGGAUGACGAACCAGCAACAGUUUGUGACCCCACAAAGCAGCCUCUUGAAUUUAGACCAGACAUUUCUCACUGCUUUUCUAAUCAGGGAAGAAGUCUCUAUUUACUCCAAAUUGUCAAGAUUUUUUUGUCCCAAUUUCCCCCUCUGGCUCUUUUUCCUUCCCUACACUGCAGGAAUUUGUACACAGCAGGAAUUUGGCAACAGGAGGUUACAGAAGGGUCUGCCAGCCACCCCCACUGCAGGUGGUUCUGCUCUGCAAAGAAACCUCCAAACCCAAACUGCAAAGCUGGGGUCUGUUUUACAGUGAGGCAUCGCUGAGUAACGCUAUAGACCAGUCACAAGGGAGUUUGCAAAGCACAGAACUUGGCCAAAGGGGACUUUGACAACCACAAAGACGUUUUACAUGGCAAGGCCAAACUGAGCUCAUGUCCACUCUGCCUUUCCAGGACUGAAAGGAAGGAGGGUGGGUGUGGAAGCAUCUCCAGGAGCUAAAUGACAUCCAUGUGUUAGGAGAAAACAGAGUUGCCAGAGUCCUACAGAAAUAGGAUCAGUCUUGACUGACUUUUUUUGGCAUAUUUAACGACUAAAUCAUACUGUUGCUGCAGGAGCUCCAGCUGCUGGGGGUGGGGUGCUGAUUUUCCAGUUGCUUGAUCAUCUAGUUAGUACUGCUAGCCCUGUGGCAGCAGAGGGGGUAGCAAGCAUGGUUGCUUAUUCUCUCACCAUGUGCUGUGGGGAAGAGGGAAACAGCCAAAAGCAACCAGCUAGCUUUAAAUGGAAUAACCUUACAGAGCUUGCUUAGAGCAAAACUCCUGCCAAGGUUCAUGCUUUGGAACAAAACAUAAGGAAAAAUCUACUGGUUUGGGCCCAGCUAUCUUGAGAAAUAACUGUCCUGCCAGGGAGAACUGAAGGCAAGGCCCUCAGCACAGUCCUGAGCAUGCAAUGACUGAAGAGGUUAAUGCUCUGCAGUGUGCUCAUGAGCCAGAAAGGAGAUGCAAAAGAGCAUCUGUGAAGUUGACUUCUCCAGCCCACAAGUCAGUGGGAAGAUCACUCAGCUCAUUUCCAACUAAUCUCCCAUGUCACUCACGUAGAGUGAACAGAGUGGUGGCAGUAACCUUCUAGACAGUCCAGGGUUCAGUGGGUGUCUUCUUCAUACUGUCCUUACUGAAAAGGGAUUUCUUUGAAGUCUUCACUCUCCUCCCAGAUUUUGGUGUUCCAGUGUAUUGCUAAGGGGAGCAAUUGGCUUUGACUCUCCUCUCAUCUCUCCUGUAUAUAGAUGUGUAUACACACACACAUACACACACGUUGCCAGUGCUUCAGGUGCAUCAUUACUCCUCCUCCUCUUCCUCCAGCCAAGGAAACAUAUUCCUUUCAGGGCCUUAAAAGAACAAUGCUCAACUCCAACUUGCCAGCCCUAUGAAGCACCUGGAGCAAUGUACUCAAGUUCUU
Colius striatus (speckled mousebird) is the source of this 5459-nucleotide messenger RNA. RefSeq names its product inter-alpha-trypsin inhibitor heavy chain 5 (gene ITIH5). Bases 1 to 3108 code for a protein of 1035 amino acids. Lineage: Eukaryota; Metazoa; Chordata; Aves; Coliiformes; Coliidae. Gene Ontology annotation, molecular function: serine-type endopeptidase inhibitor activity. The transcript has 14 exons. The record is from RefSeq and is a predicted model, not a curated record. Gene Ontology annotation, biological process: hyaluronan metabolic process.